UUGUCUUGUACUUGCAAUAAAUGCCAACCCAACAAUCACUUGUUCAACUAAAGAUUAUUCAAUCGGGCUCAUAAAUUAUUUCAUUAAAGCUAAAAUCUGAUUGUGUAGCAUAAUCUUCAUCGUAACAUUAAUUGAAGAUGCACGGAAACUUAUAUGAGUCAUCGUGUAGAUGACCGUUGUGGCUUACUUUCUAUACACUAGUAACUAAAAUACUCAAAAAUGUCUGAGGUAAAAGGGACGAAGGCCUUGGAAUUAUGGUGUAAACGCCUAAUUAAGGAUUGCCCUAAUGUGCAGAUUGAUAAUAUGACUACGUCAUGGAGAAAUGGUAUCGCUUUUUGUGCAUUAGUUCAUCACUUCAGGCCUGAGUUAAUAGAUAUAUCAAGUUUAAAACCGGAAAACAUUUAUGAAAACAACCAGCAGGCAUUUAGUAUUGCAGAGAAACAUCUGGGAAUCCCCGCGCUGUUGGAUCCUGAGGAUAUGGUGGAAAACGAAGUGCCAGACAGAUUGUCUAUUCUCACUUAUUUGUCUCAGUUUUAUCAACGUCUUGGCUACACAGUAAACACUAAAGCCUCCGAAAAUGAAUCCAAGACCCCAGAGCCUCCGUCAACCUCUACAGCAGCGGCACCAUUCAAAUUUGGAAAGACAGGUCUAGACAAGUGUGCUGCAUGUGGCCUGCCUGUUUACCUCGCACAGCGUCUCAUGGUCUCACACAAGCUCUAUCAUAGGAGAUGUUUCCGUUGCUCCAAGUGCUCGGGUCACUUGAACCCCAAAAAUUUUCAAGUUAUCGAAGGAUCUGAUUUUUUUUGUGAUAGUUGCAAAAAUGAAAAGACAAUGCCUGCAUUUCUUAACAAUAAUGACCAAAUAGGAAUGUUAGCAUUUCAUGAAGACUUGUCUAAACCUCAUGAGCUCCCCUGUGAAGAGCCUAUUGUCCCAAAACAUAAGACAAGGCCUCGUUCAAUCUUAGAGAAAAUAAGCAUGUUCGAAAAGCAAUCAGAUAAAGAAGUUAGUCUAGAAGACAAGUUAGUGAAUAUGUCUUUAUCUGACAAUUUAGAUAGUAAACUUAAAGACAGUACACCUAGUGUUUUAAACACAAGCAAGUUACAAUCUCAAGCAGCAGACAAUAUGGAGUCAGUAGUUGACAAUGCCGGUGCUAAAGAAAAUACCGAAUUAUUUAAACAAAACCCUGAAAAAGUUUACAAGAGCAAUAUAAAUAAAUUUAAUUUUUUACAAACGCAACUCGCUGACGAUACUAAUGGUGACAAUCAGUAUACUGUUGGCGAUACUGAGAUACAACAUGAAAAUUUUAACGAUUCGAAAGAUGAUAACGAAGUCAGUGAUUCUGGUUUUAAGGAAAAAUUUGACUCCAUUGAAAGUGUGCGUAAAGACGAGAGUAAUAUAACUGAUGAUAUUAGAAUAGCGAAAAACCAUUUUAAUUCGCCUCCCGAAACUGACUGUUCUCCAACAGAAACAAAUGAAUCUAUUAUUAUUGAGCCACAAAUAUCGAUUAGUGUACCCCCACGGAAGAAAAAAAACCCUACGCCGAGUGGAAAAUCGACAGUUAAAAAAGCGGACAAUGAGAAAAAAGGCGACACUAAACUUUAUCCCGACCAUUUAAACCCGUUUUCGGACGAUGAAGAAGAGGAGGAAGCCAGUAAAGAGACAUCAAAGCCAGUGAGCACCAAUCCUUUUGGCAGCAGCGACGAGGAAGACGACGAUGUGCCACCGAUCCAUCCUCCGAGACUGCCCACUGAACAAACUUCAACUCCCACGAAACGCUUGAUAGCCGCCAACCCCUUUUGGUCAGACGGGGAGGAACCCUCGUCCGACGAUGAACCUCACUAUGGAAGUACAAACAUGUACAAGUCGUCAUUGACCACAAGCACGCCGAACCUGCCGAGCGGGCGCCGGAAGAAAGUGAAGGCGCCGCCGCCGCCGCCAGUGCUCAAGGUCACCGAGGUCCCCGCCACGUCCAUGGACGAUGUCGCGAGCAUAUCCUCACUCAGCUCUUACACGUCCACCGUACAUUCUGACCAAAAAUCAUACGGCAUGUCGACUCCAAGGCUAAAAAAGAAACGUAUAGCGCCAACACCACCAGACAGCAUGUCCAUGUCCGGCUGUGGUUCUAUGGAGAAAGGCGUCGACCACUCCGACAUAAGAAAUCACUCUGAUGGUGGACGUCGUCUGAAAGGCCCAGCGCCCGGCCUUCCGCUGCCGGAGCGGCGCGAAGUGAAAAUGCAGAUGUCUCCCGAAGAGCUGCAGGUGCAACUCGACAUGCUGGAGACACAGCAGCUGGGCCUGGAGCGGCAGGGCGUGCUCAUUGAGCAGAUGAUCCGGGACAAGUGCGAAGGAGAGGAUGCAGUACCAGCGCCGCAGGAGGAAGUGGAAGAUCUCGUCAUUCAACUAUGCGAGCUGGUCAACGAGAAGAACGAUCUGUUCAGGAAACAAACGGAGCUCAUGUAUAUUCGGCGACAGCAGCGAUUGGAACAAGAGCAGGCUGAUAUCGAGCACGAAAUCAGGGUGAUUCAGUCGCGGCCCGCGGUUAAUCGCAUCGAUGCCGAUAAGGCCCGCGAAGAGCAGCUGGUGUCGCGGCUGGUGCAGAUCGUGCGCAUGCGCGACGAGCUGGUUCAGCAGAUCGACGCCGAGCGCCGCCGCGAGCGCCAGGAGGACCUCGCCAUCGCCUGCUCCAUCGCCACCAAGCGGGCUCAAAGGAACAGCGACUCCAACAGCUCAUCAAUAAAAUCUACGGAGGUUGUCCCUACGCCCAAGAAAAACAAAGUAAAGGACAAAGUUAAAAAGCAACUUAAGAAAGCAAAGCACACUCUUAUUUCAAAGAAAAAAGAUGAUUCAGACAAAAAAGAGGCAAAAUCCGAAAAAGAAAAGAAAUCGAAAUAAUAACACACACGUGAUUAAGUGUAAAAAUAGCAAGAGAGAACAAGGAAAAUCAAAACAAUACUUGUAACAAUUACAGCGGUCAAUAAGCGAAAAGACUUGAUACUCGUAACAUUGAUCAAUUAUCGUAGUAUUUUAUAAAUGUAUGGUUUAUUGACACACAAAAUGACUUGCUCUGUUCAGAAGAAUAAAUAAAUAGCAACCAGCAAAGAUAUUCAAAUACAUGUAAAAUACCCAAAUUUAGUAAAUAGCACUGUGAUUAGUACUUACGUAUUGGUAAACUAACGGAGACUAACAAACUAGUAUUAUUAAUAACUCGCUACUAUUAUUACGUCUUAGUUUUGAUAAUGGACACAAUUUUCGUACCAUUCGUACGUAUCACAUUAUUUGUAUUUAAGUUUAUGGCCUUCGCUAUAAGCGACGCUGUUUGUAUGUCCAUAUAAAAUGCUUUACGUUAUUAUUAUGUUCAUAUUUUGAUGCUGUUUUUUUUAUUAAAGCAUAAAAGACAUUUAUAAUGUGUUAAAUAUACUUAAGUGGCAUGGCAUACUAAAGUACUUAAGCAAGACUGAAACAUUCCACUAACUAAAUUAUACAUAUGUUUCUUUGAAAUAUAAAUUGGAGUAAUAACGUGUCAUAAAAAUGUCUUAAUUUUAAUUUAUUUUCCACUAGGUAUUGGGCCUAUAUUGGUAAUGAAAUUACGCUUAGAUACUCAUUAGCAUUACUGAAGUUCGUGUUUCCGAAUGUUCGGUGUUAACGGGAAUCCUUUAGAUCAGAAAGAAAACCUGCAAAAGUGAGUCAGGUGACAGGACAGGAGCAGAAAUUAAAAGGGCUGAAUAAACGCCAAUAUUAGUUAUAUAAAACAAUGCCUAAAGCAAUGUGUUGAAUUUUUUAUUACUAUGGCAAAGAAUUUAUCAAAAUAUUAGUCAUUAAUUUUGUGCCACGCUAACGUAAUAUUAAACUUCGUUAAGUUGUAUUGUUAUAAUAUCGAUAUACACCUCGUAGGCAGACAAAACAGUAGUUGAAUAUAAUUGUGUUCACAAAAAAGCACAAAUAUUGCUAUAUUAAUAUAAUUCCAGAUAUUAUAUCUCGAAUUACACCAUACCUCGACAAUCUGUACGUACGAAACUAAAUGCAUUUGUUGUUUUUAGAUUUUUUUAUUAUUUUGAAGUUAUUUGUAUGUACAGCAAGUAGCAAAAUGUAUACACGGAUGAAGACUUCAGAUCUACAUAUUACAUAAGCAAUGUUAUUUUUGAAAACUCUUCUUUCUGGUAUAUUUUGCUACACAAUAUAUGUUAUUAAAUAUUAUUUAUUGAUUAAGUAAAAAAGCCAGUUUAGUGCUAUAAUUUUUGUAUUCACACUAUGUAAGUUGAUCAUUUUGGCCAAUUGAAAUUUAUAGUUUUGUUUAUUUUGGCCUUAGCCUUGGCUUAGCUUAGGUUUGUUUGACUUUAGCACAUAUAUUUAUAAACGAUUCCUCAACUUUUCCGAACUAAGGGAAAGAGAAAAAGAAGCAACUUGUAGCAGCAAUGCUAAAUCAGAUUGUUAUCAAGGCUUCUUCUUUCGGCUUUAUGUAAAAGGAAGGAUUUAUAUACAUAAAAUGCGUUUCGCUUAUAUGUGUAAUGGUUUUUUUUUAAUAUUUUAUUUAAAAAAAGUAAUCUUCGCAAGUAAAUUUCUCGAUAGCGGGUGCAUAGAUUAGUAUAUGGUGUACCAAAACAUAUAGGUAAUAAAGGAACUAUACCGAAAAAUGUUUCCUAAAUGUAUUCUUUAAAAUCUACUUUGUUUUAAAUAUACUGCCCCGUAUUAUUAUAGAUGAAUAUAUGUUAUUACAACUAAAUUAAAAAAUAAAAUUAAAAUUAAAAAUACGACUUAAUGCCUUCGAAACCUAAAUCUCGAUCUAACCCGUAUAAAAGAUAUUGUUCUGUUUACGGAGGAUGUCUGUACGGAAGGACAAGGAAGCAGAAAUAAUUUUUUUUUAAAUUCCGGACUAUAUUUACCGACAUAUUUUCAAAGGAAUAAGUACUUCUUAAAAAUAAUAAAUCAGUAGGUAUAGGCACAAAAACUUGUCAAGUGACAACCCCGUGCCGACACGCAGCUCGGUCAUAAAACUGCGGCGCGCAAAGAAGAUUCACGGUUCGUGCGCGGUUAUAAGUUUCAAUUUUGCUUGCAGGCGGAGAGUAUAGGUAUAAUUUUAUACCUAAAUCUGACUUUUGUAAACGAGUGAAUUUUCUGUACGGUAGUACUAUUAGUUAUUCUGUGUUAUUAUUAGGUACUUUCUGUAAAGUGUACCCGCAAUUCCACCAGUAUGGCGGGUAUACUUACCUAUUGUGUUGUGAUCGUAUCGUACCAUUAAUUGAUAUUUUUUUAUAAAAAAAUGUACCUACGAUUUGGUAACUUCUUUGAAAUGAUGGUACUAAAUAGUUAUAUGGGGCAUUUUCUAUGAAAAGGGACCUUAUAGUCGAUGGCGCUUACGCCGCACAGCGUCGCGCGGCAUUGUAUUUAUAUCGGAGCAUCGUUUAUAAUGGCGUAAUCGCCAUCGACAAUAAGGUCCCUUUUUAUAGGAAAAAAACACAUAUAUGGAAGUACAUUAGUAAAUUUUUGGUAGUUCUUGUAUUUGCACACCCGCCAUCCUGAUUCACGGCUUCGCAAAUUGUCCCUAAACUGGCAAUAUACUCAUAAGAUGUUGUAUUAAAAAAAUACUCCUGGCUUCCGAAUUAUUACGUGUAUAUAUAUGUAUAUUUGUAUGUGUUUAAUGCACAGGGAUUUUUUAUUUACCACAAAAUUUAUUAAUUAUUUAAUUAUCCACAUAGAGAAAAACACUCGAAUGAGAUGGUCACGUUUUUAUUAUCCUUAAUUAUUAACAUUCUGUUUGUAUCAGUGCACUUAUACUUCGAAUAUGCAAAAUAAAGAUUUAUUUACUACA
Cydia strobilella is the source of this 5806-nucleotide messenger RNA. It is a transcript of the gene MICAL-like, whose product is annotated as MICAL-like protein 1. The record is from RefSeq and is a predicted model, not a curated record. Gene Ontology annotation, molecular function: protein binding. The coding region runs from base 220 to 2892 and encodes 890 amino acids. NCBI's taxonomy places the organism in Eukaryota, Metazoa, Arthropoda, Insecta, Lepidoptera, Tortricidae. The transcript is spliced from 14 exons.